Mus caroli (Ryukyu mouse) is the source of this 1202-nucleotide messenger RNA. It is a transcript of the gene CUNH12orf75, whose product is annotated as chromosome unknown C12orf75 homolog. NCBI's taxonomy places the organism in Eukaryota, Metazoa, Chordata, Mammalia, Rodentia, Muridae. The record is from RefSeq and is a predicted model, not a curated record.
GGGUUCGUGGGGGUCCCCGCGCGGGGCGGGGCUAGGGCUGUCCCUGGUCCCGCGCGCCGCCUCCUUCUGGGUCUCCUCCACUGGGACCUGAGGUCCAGAGCGCGGCUUCCCUGCGGGUGGCGCGAUGGGUUGCGGGAACUCCACGGCCACCAGCGCGGCCGCGGGCCGAGGUCCAACAGGAGCAGUUAAAGACACAACAGAAGACUCGAUAACGGAAGACGACAAGAGGAGAAACUAUGGAGGAGUGUAUGUUGGCCUGCCCUCUGAAGCUGUCAACAUGGCGUCUAGUCAAACAAAGACUGUGCAGAAGAAUUAGAGGAAGAUAACAUGACGGCCGGAUACUCACGAGCUUGCUCAUGAAUUUGGAAGGAACUUGGCUCCCGGGACACUGAAUGAACACAGAUAUCUUCAAACAAAUUCCGAAAGGUCGUUCCUGCUGUGCCACCUCGCCCGAAUCCUAGCUGUGUAGUGAAGACCAUGGGUCCAUACUGGAUGUUGUGGUCAUAGAAGGGACUUUGUGCCACCCACCAGUGAGAGACCAUAAAGGCUGUUGCUACCCGGCCUGGGCCACCAGGCUCCACACCGUGGUGUUUCCCCUCCUGGCCAUCCAGCACAGGUCACCAAGCGCAUGUCUUUUCACUGAUAAUCUUUUGAUAGUUUUUAUAUGACACAAUCCUUAUUGUAUUUAUAACAAGGUCAUAGGGCCACAUAAAGGAAUUACCUGAAGUAAUAUAUUGCCUCUUGUCUUUGAUGUUUCUAUGUCAUUAUUUUUUAGCUGUAAAGUUGGUAAAUGGAUUCUUAUAACCAUCUCCCUUUUUUUACUAGUUGGUUUAAAAUUUUUAUUUACAUGCUGGGAGAAUUCCCUUUGUUAAGAACAUUGCAGCAUUUGAAAAUGAACUCGUUAAAUGUGCAUGCUAUACACAUGUGGAUUCUUUUUAAAGUCCUCUUUUCUUCAGUCAAAGGCUUAAAUUAUAAAUAGUCUCCAGCCACCCAGUUGCCUGUUCUCCCCUUGUGUAGCCUGAGCAUCUCAUCAUGUUAACUCUGCACUGUCUCUUAGGACGUAACUGAGGACAGUUAAUGUUUAGUGGGGUAUCUGGGAAAUGCUUAAUUUGCUAACAAUGUGUGUAUGCACUCAUGACAGCAGUAUAAGGAUCUCAGUUUGCCAAUGUAUUUCAACAAUUAAACAUUUUUAUCCCUCUUUA